Messenger RNA from Oncorhynchus mykiss (rainbow trout), 2109 nucleotides. NCBI's taxonomy places the organism in Eukaryota, Metazoa, Chordata, Actinopteri, Salmoniformes, Salmonidae. The record is from RefSeq and is a predicted model, not a curated record.
CAGUACUCGGACACAAAUAACUAACUACUAUUUAUAUCUCUAUUAUGUUGGUGGGAGUGGAAAUCCGAUGUUUCGCAAAUCCGUCGAUUCCAUUGUUUUUUUUUGCUGAAACCUCAAUGAAUCAGUUUUACCAAGCUGCCUAGUUGCCCUAGUAGGCGUUGCUCUCUGCAGUAUUUAACAAGUGCACCGGGACAAAGCGAGUUAGUCUCGACAGAGCAGGAACCCGAGAGCUCUUCAGUCAAUUUGCGUAUAACCUACAGACUUCAAUGGGCCUACUAUAACCUCAAUAUUGACACCAGUCUAGGGACUCUCAAAAGCAUUCAAGGGGACAUUCUGUGCAAUUUCUGUGUUGACGGAGUUACAAAGGACACCGAAAGGCCUUUUAUUGUGGAUUCUGUCUUUUUCACAACACGGCCUUCCCCCUACUGCGGUGAACGCCACCAUGAGUCUGAGUGUGAACGAGCUGACGGAGCUGAUGGAGAUGUGGUCGGAGCUUAACUUCACAGGGGACAACAUGUCAUCCCACCACGUAGAGGCUCUGCUGUGCCCGGCUGGGUUCAGCCACGCGGCGGUGCUCUACACCCUCUCUGUCCUCUACAUCUUCAUCUUCCUGGUGGGCCUGGCCGCCAACACCCUGGUGGUGUGGGUCAACCUCCGCUCAGAGAGGAACCGUUUUGAAACCCACCUGUACAUCCUCAACCUGGCUGUGGCUGACCUCUGUGUGGUGGCUACUCUCCCAGUCUGGGUCAGCUCGCUGCUACAGCGCGGCCACUGGCCCUUCGGCGAGGCCGUCUGUAAGAUCACCCACCUGGUGUUCAGCGUCAACCUCUUCGGGAGUAUCUUCUUCCUCACCUGUAUGAGCGUGGACCGCUACCUGUCCGUGGCGCUAUUCGGAGACGGAGGGAACAGCCGCAGGAAGAAGGUGGUGCGGAGGGUGAUCUGUAUCCUGGUUUGGCUGCUGGCACUGGCCGCCUCCGUCCCAGACACUUACUUUCUCCAGGCGGUCAAGUCCACACACUCUGACGCCACCCUGUGCCGGCCCGUCUACCCCACUGACAACCCCCGAGAGUGGAUGGUGGGCAUCCAGCUUAGCUUCAUCAUCCUGGGCUUCGCCAUCCCGUUCCCAGUCAUCGCUGUCUUCUACCUGUUAUUAGCAAGCUCCAUUGGCAACGCCAACCCGCCCGGCUCCAGCGCCAACUCAAACCAGGAGCGCCGCAUCAGCCGGAAGAUCAUCCUGACCUACAUUGUGGUGUUCCUGGUCUGCUGGCUGCCCUACCACGGAGUCCUAUUGGUCGACACUUUAUCUCUCCUCAACGUCCUGCCCUUCAGCUGCAGGCUGGAGAACUUCCUGUAUGUGUCCCUCCACCUGACCCAGUGCUUCAGCCUCAUCCACUGCUGCAUCAACCCCGUCAUUUAUAACUUCAUCAAUAGAAACUACCGUUACGACCUCAUGAAGGCCUUCAUCUUCAAGUAUUCCACCAAGACGGGCCUGGCCAAGCUCAUUGACGCAUCACAUGUGUCCGAGACAGAGUACUUGGCCGUGGCGGCGGUGGAGAAUAACGUGUGAUUGGCCCGCUGGGAGAGGAAAAUUGUCCCUGAGGGGAAAAUUGUCUUGGACACACAGAGGUGAUGUCACACAACUCACAGAGAACUGACUCUCUACCAAACGGACUCUAUUUAAGGCCUGCUGAAUGGGCUGAACAGUUAACUGACUGAAUGCAGUCCCUGGGAAGGACAUCUCAAGCACAUUAGACGCACUGUAAAAGACCAAGACCAAAUAUGCUCUGUUUCAGUGUAACUCCCGUUUUGUUGUAAUUUCCCCCUUUUUGAGUGAGUUUGGUUAACUUCUCCCUUUCUGAGUGAGUUUGGUUAACUUCUCCCUUUCUGAGUGAGUUUGGUUAACUUCUCCCUUUCUGAGUGAGUUUGGUUAACUUCCCCCUUUCUGAGUGAGUUUGGUUAACUUCCCCCUUUCUGAGUGAGUUUGGUUAACUUCCCCCUUGCCUAGUAACAGGGGUGGGGGGUCUUCUUGAGAAAGCACUUCUUCUGAACUGGAGACUUGGUGUCACCCAAACAGAUGGUUCAACGACACCGUAAACACACACACACACA